Prunus dulcis (almond) is the source of this 851-nucleotide messenger RNA. Its product is annotated as prefoldin subunit 6. The transcript is spliced from 5 exons. Lineage: Eukaryota; Viridiplantae; Streptophyta; Magnoliopsida; Rosales; Rosaceae. Gene Ontology annotation, biological process: protein folding; chaperone-mediated protein complex assembly. Gene Ontology annotation, molecular function: protein-folding chaperone binding. The coding region runs from base 241 to 633 and encodes 130 amino acids. The record is from RefSeq and is a predicted model, not a curated record. Gene Ontology annotation, cellular component: prefoldin complex; cytoplasm.
AAAAUGAUACGGGGAGAUCGCCCUUACACCUCUCCAUGGUCCAUGCUCUCAAAUUUUUUUUUUUCAAGUGGGUUUAAUGUUAACCAACAAUUUUAAAGGAGGCAAGCCGAAGAUCUGGACCUAAAAAACUUAAAAAUUGAAUUAAGGCCCAACAUAAAGAGACCAAAGAAAAGGGAGGGAGACCUAAGCUGCUACUGAUCCGAAGACGAAGGAAUACAAGUAACAACAGCAGCAAAAGCAAUGGCGUCGUCGUCAGCUCUUCGGGAGCUUCAGCGCGAAUUGGAAGCCAAAGCUAACGAUCUCAGCAAAAUCCAAAAAGAUAUUUCAAAGAAUCAUCAAGUGAGAAAGAAGUACACUAUUCAGCUGGGCGAGAACGAGCUUGUUCUCAAGGAAUUGGAUCUCCUGAGCGAAGACGCCAAUGUUUUCAAAUUGAUCGGUCCGGUUCUUGUGAAGCAGGAUUUGGCAGAGGCUAGGGCCAAUGUGCGCAAGAGAAUCGAAUACAUCUCUGCCGAACUGAAGCGGCUUGAUACUACUCUUCAAGAUUUGGACGAGAAGCAAAAUAGCAAGAAAGAAACGAUGUUAAAAUUACAACAGAGGGCUCAAUCUCUCCAGGCUGGAAAAGCAAAGGCCUAAUCUGUUUUCGUAGUUGUGCUCUCUUUGUCAGAAGUAAUGUAUUCUAUGAGUUUCUGUUGACGCUUGGAUGUAGGUUCAGUUUUUUUUUUUUCUUCUUGUUUGUUCAACAUGAUUUGUAACCUACCAAGACACGAAAAAAUACAAGUUACUUAUUGAUAAAGUCAGUGUUGAGAAAUGCAGCCGGAUUUAUUCUCCAUUCGGGUCGUUUUUAACGAAUA